Molecule: messenger RNA, 3624 nt
Organism: Macaca mulatta (Rhesus monkey)
Lineage: Eukaryota; Metazoa; Chordata; Mammalia; Primates; Cercopithecidae
Source: RefSeq, a predicted model, not a curated record
CCUCCCAGAAUUAGACAAUUGCAAAGAGCUUAGAGAAAUUUAUUUGAAAGGAAUGAGGAUCCUGCACUCUUCUUCCCUCAGGUUAGUUAGCUUUCAAACUUUUACACUUAAUAUUCUGCUUUUGAGAUGAUGGGAAUGGGUCUUUUUCCAUUAGAGAGCAGCUUAAUUUGCUGUUUGGGGGCAGAGACUGUGGGAGUGGAGAAGAGAAUGCCUGUGUCCUGAGAUAAUUCUGUAAGUAAAUAUCAGUCCCUGGGAAGAGAGAACCAAAAUGUCUACUGGACCAGAUGUCAAAGCUACAGUGGGGGACAUUUCCAAUGAUGGCAAUUUAAAUAUGGCUCAAGAGGAAUGCUCCAGGAAAGGCUUUUGUUCAGUCCGACAUGGGCUGGCCCUCAUCUUGCAGCUCUGUAAUUUUUCAAUUUACACCCAACAAAUGAACUUGAGCAUUGCCAUUCCGGCUAUGGUGAACAACACAGCUCCACCUAGCCAGCCCAAUGCCUCCACAGAAUGGCCCUCCACUGACUCCCAGGACUACUGGAAUGAAACUCUAAAAGAAUUUAAAGCAAUGGCCCCUGCAUAUGACUGGAGUCCUGAAAUCCAGGGAAUCAUCCUCAGCUCCCUCAACUAUGGCUCAUUCUUGGCUCCAAUCCCUAGUGGCUAUGUGGCUGGAAUAUUUGGAGCCAAGUAUGUGGUUGGUGCUGGCUUGUUUAUUUCCUCAUUCCUGACCCUCUUCAUUCCACUGGCAGCUAAUGCAGGAGUGGCCUUGCUCAUUGUCCUCCGGAUUGUACAAGGCAUAGCCCAGGUUAUGGUAUUAACUGGUCAAUAUUCAAUUUGGGUCAAAUGGGCUCCCCCACUGGAAAGGAGUCAACUCACCACCAUUGCUGGAUCAGGGUCAAUGCUGGGGUCCUUCAUCGUUCUACUUGUUAGUGGUCUUCUUUGCCAGACCAUAGGAUGGCCUUAUGUCUUCUAUAUCUUUGGAGGAAUUGGCUGUGCCUGUUGUCUUCUCUGGUUUCCUCUCAUUUAUGAUGAUCCUGUGAAUCAUCCCUUUAUCAGUGCUGCUGAGAAGAGAUACAUUGUGUGUUCAUUGGCUCAGCAGGACUGUUCACCAGGCUGGUCUCUUCCCAUUAGGGCUAUGAUCAAAUCCUUACCACUCUGGGCCAUUUUAAUCUCUUAUUUCUGUGAAUACUGGCUUUUUUAUACAAUUAUGGCAUACACACCAACGUACAUCAGCUCGGUACUUCAAGCCAACCUCAGAGAUAGUGGGAUCCUGUCUGCCUUGCCGUUUGUUGUUGGAUGUAUCUGCAUUAUCCUUGGAGGUCUAUUGGCAGACUUUCUUCUCUCCAGAAAAAUCCUCAGACUCAUCACCAUCAGGAAACUCUUCACUGCCAUUGGUAAGGGUGAGGCUGGACACAGGGGUGAAUGUGGGAAGCUCAGAGCAGCCUCCAGUUUAUUCUGUGUUUGUCCUCCUACCCCAGGGGUUCUCUUCCCAUCUGUGAUCCUCGUGUCCCUGCCCUGGGUCAGAUCCAGCCACAGCAUGACCAUGACCUUCUUGGUGCUGUCUUCUGCCAUCAGCAGCUUCUGUGAAUCAGGAGCCCUUGUUAACUUCUUGGAUAUUGCCCCUCGGUACACUGGCUUUCUCAAAGGACUAUUACAAGUCUUUGCACACAUAGCUGGAGCCAUCUCUCCCACUGCUGCUGGAUUUUUCAUCAGUCAGGAUUCAGAGUUUGGUUGGAGAAAUGUCUUCUUGCUUUCAGCUGCUGUUAACAUAUCGGGCCUGGUUUUCUACCUCAUCUUUGGCCGAGCAGAUGUACAGGACUGGGCUAAAGAGCAGACAUUCACCCACCUCUGAGCAAACCGAGAGAUGUGCUAGAUCCUGGUGCUUAGUUGUUCAUUGUUUUCCCUCAGAGACAUUUCCCUUUCAUGCCUGCUUGACUGGUAAGCUGUUAGCUAGACCCUGUAUAUAAUACUAAAGAUUUUACUACGCCUGGACAUUUUACAGAGGAAGAAAACAGGCUAGUUAUUUAACUGCAAGCUACCAAAAGCAAAGGUGUGUUGAGAUUUCUGUGUUCUCCACUCUUCCACUGUUAUCCUGGUAAAAGCAUCAGGGGUUGGAGACAAUUUCUUUCCAAAGCAAAAGAGGAAGCCAGACCUUGGGACUGAGAACUGAGAAUCACAAACGAGUUGUACCCAACAUGCAGAAGAUGAAUCCUCAGAGCUGUCAUCAAAAGAAAGCCCCAAACAACAGAAUGCAUAGUGUUUUCCAUUGUUGGUGAAAAAUGUCAAGGAGGAAAGAACAAUAAUGAUUCCAUCAUGACAAGAGGAAUGAACAUGUCUGCAACUAAUUGGAGCAAGAUAGUACACUUUAACUCUUUCCGACAACUUCCAUUCUGUGGAUGCCAGCUUUGGAAUCAGAGCUGCCUCUGGAAUACCUGUGCUUCCAGAAUCAGCUUUUGGACAGUUACCUUCUUUCUGGCCAUUUUAACCUCUGCCCCACAUCUGGUUUUUGGCUCGGUGCAGAUCUUUAACAUGUUAGUGAAUGGACAUUGCCCAGUGUCUCUUCUAGCCCUUCCAACAGUUCUUCAUGUGUCACUGCUUUUGGACAAUGACCCAUGAUGUCUGCCUUCGUGUGCCCUUCUGACUGUUGGAAUCCCACACACCAUUCAGUGGGAUUCAAUUCAAUGUGGAACCAUUCAACAUUCACCUCAUUAACCUAAAAUGCCUUCCAAAGAUGUAUGUAAGACACACACUGCCCUAACCUCACUCCAAAUGUCUGGAGAAAUGUGUGCAGUGCUUUUGUUAAAGCCCCUAUAUGGGCAGCAUGGAGGAUCAUAAGACAGUAAAACCAUUUCAACACGAAAUGAAUAUUAAUGCACACACACCUUGUGGGGAUGGCAGAAAUCAAAACCAUACACAGUAUUAAGGAAUUCAGUAUCUCAGGAGGGCAGAUAACUUUAAUCAAAGUAUCACACAAGUGAAUGUGUAAUAACUGUAGAAAUAACAAGUGGUUACAUGGGUUAUGAGAGUGGAUGAUAAGUGCACUAAUCUGAAUGUAAGGAAGGGCCACCCCUGCAAAGUUGCAGCUGAGCUGGGAUCUGAAGGAUAAUAGUUAACUGGUGUGGGAGACUGACGGGAGAACGUUUUAGGAAGAAAGAACAGCAUAAGCUAAAGUUUCAUGGCAGGAAGGAGCAAUUAGGUAUCCCAGAGGAUAGAGAAUAAGGGAAGUAUGAUUUGUGAGGAGGCUGUAGAAGAAUUAAGGUCAGGAGCACACAGGAUGAUGUGAGCCCAGUGAAUGCAUUGGUCUUUGUUUUGAAAUCAGUGGGAAGUGUCCUUGUUUUCAGAGGCUACUCUGCAUGAGAGAUUAGGUUGGAGUAGGAGCUUACAGUGUAGUCCAGGAGAGAACAAUGGUCUCUGGCAUGAGGGAAUAGACAUGGUGAGAGGUGAAUGGAUUAUUUGAUUUAGGUGGAUUAUUUGAUUUAGGGAAUAAACCUGACAGACCCCAUAAUUAAGUGAGAGAGUGGAAGAUGUCCAGAGUAACUCCUGAGUUUUGGCUUGCUGUUAUAUUAAUGCGGAUGCCUCUCACACAGAUAGCAAUUAUACCCAAGUAAAGACAACAAGAAGGAAAAUGGA